Messenger RNA from Malaya genurostris, 2052 nucleotides. RefSeq lists its product as uncharacterized. The record is from RefSeq and is a predicted model, not a curated record. The transcript is spliced from 4 exons. Gene Ontology annotation, molecular function: Hsp90 protein binding; protein-folding chaperone binding. Gene Ontology annotation, cellular component: cytosol; nucleus. The coding region runs from base 359 to 877 and encodes 172 amino acids. Gene Ontology annotation, biological process: protein folding; chaperone-mediated protein complex assembly. Lineage: Eukaryota; Metazoa; Arthropoda; Insecta; Diptera; Culicidae.
CAUUUUCAGUGAGCAAAAAACAGGUCUCACCAUCUAUCGUAUAGAUGCCAAAAAGUGUGAAGCUCUGACGAAAUCUAGGAAAAUUUGAAUAAUCUGGUAAAAUCUGACAAAAGAUCUGGUUAGUUAGAGUGUCUGGCUCAGCGAGAAAAAUCUGGCAUUUGCCAGAUAAAUCUGUUGGCAACCUGGCAACGCUGAUCUCAAUACAUAAAAAAGAAGAACAUAAUCAGUACUCAAGGAUAGUCAAAGAAGAGAUUUUUCGUUACACCCUUGGUAGAUUGAUUUAGCUGAAAACUUGUCAGCUUGAUAAUAUUGAUUGUUAUACUGCUACUGAAUUGAAUAAGCAAUUACCACGACUAAGAUGUCGACGGAAGUUUCUGUUCCACCGCCUGCCAUCUGGGCUCAACGAAAUGAUGUUCUUUACUUAACGUUAAACGUGGAGUGUCCUGAUCCUAUUUUUAAGUUCACAGAGGACUCUAUGUACUUCAAAGGUGUCGGCUUACCCGAGAAGAAAAACCACGAAGUGACGAUUAACUUUUAUAGUAAAAUCAAUCCCGAUAAAGUGAUCAGCAAAAACACUAGUCGAUGUAUCGAGUUUGUCAUCUCUAAAGCAGACACAAAGGCAUCUUACUGGCCAAAACUAACUAACGAUAAGAACAAACCUCACUGGCUCAAAGUGGAUUUCAACCGAUGGAAGGACGAAGGAUCCGACGAUGAAAAUAAUGAAGGUGACAACGUAAUGUCUUUAGAGGACAUGUUGCGAUCAACAGAUAAAAACAAACUUUCUUUCGAUGAUCUCGACGAUGAUCAAGAGGACUCGGACGACGAAGCGAUGCCUGGCUUGACCGAAGACAAGGACGAAAAAGAGGAAGAUAAAUAAAACCGAACUUCCCUUCGCUGUGUGGGCAAACUGCGCUCGAUACACUAUAGCUGCUUUUAGAGAACAGGCUCAAGUCAUUAGUGAACUAUAAUUUCAUUUUUAUUUGUAUCGUUUCUUGUAUCACCCUCUUUUCGUUCAGUGAUGAUUUGAACCACUUUCUGAAAACGGCCAAAAAUGGAAAUUGAGCCUGAAGACAACACAGUCAAAAACAACCAUUGGUGUGUAACUUUUAUUUAAGGCGUAAGAGGGUAAUAAUAUUAGGCUUCUAAGAGAAUUCGAGGAGCAAAAGCUGAACAUAGAGCUAUAGAUAUUAAUGAAUGAUGCAAGGAUUUUUGAGAGGAAAAAUCAUCAAAACAGUCUGACACAUUCGUAUAAAUAAAGCACUAUGAACAUUAGGGUUGGACAAAAUUUUGAUUUCAGCUUCAUCAAACUUUUCAUGUUCCUUUUGAGUUCCAUAAGAACUAUGGAAAAUUUUAGUUCGAUCGGUGAAACUAAUUUUUUCCAAAAAAAAAUCGAUGAGAGAUCAGCAUAAAUAGGUUUUUGGUGUUUUGGUCGAUAUUGUAGAUAAACUCAAAUCUAAUAAUUUUGCCAAAAGCAUAAACUCUCUAGUUUGGAAGAUAUGGACGAUGCUAUUUUAUGCAAAUAAAAAAAAAAAUCACAUGAAUUUUUUGUGUCUUUACAGUAACUAUUGAAACAUGGUUUGUCACUUCAAAAGAAUCUUCAUGCUACACUGAGUAAUUAUCAUAAAAACAUCAUCAAUCGUUAUAGCAUAAUAAAAAAAGUCUAAUCAUAUUACGAACACUAGCAGCAGUUAUGCUAGAUAUAUUAGGGCAUUAGCCAUUAUUCGGACCUUGUGUCGGUUUUCUGGUUUUGCGGUCUUCGAAGCUUUUCUGUAUUGUUAAAUUUCCGAAAAUAAUAUGGCACUGAUUUUUAGAAUUUGUAGGGUGAUCUCCAGUUGAUUUUUUUUGUAAAAAGUCAGUUUUUCCAUACUAAAUCACAUAGAAACUUUAAACCUUGGGCGCAAAAAUAUAAUUCUGCCGAUCGAGCAAAAAUUUUGCAGUUCUUAUGCGAUUCAAAAGGAACACGAAAAGUUUGGUGGAGCGAGAAAAUUAACCUUUUCAUAUUGUUCCCAUACAACCUUGUCCAACCCUAAUGAGCAUGAGUUCUGUUACGAA